AUGGGUCGGAAUAGGCAGCCUGAAUUAUGGGCUGCGGCGCUGAUACCUUAUACCGCCGCUGCUAUGGCGCUGGCGUUAAGAUUGAUUUCGCGCCAUCGGAGCAGACAUGGUUUCGUGUGGGAAGACUACUUGGCUGUUGUUGCGUUUUUAACUGGCAGUGCUUUUACUUUCAUCAGCAUAUACAAAAUGAGAUGGGGUCUUGGAAAACCACUGGAAGACAUCGAUAUGCCCAAGGAUGAGAUCUUUCACCACUAUUUCCUCGAUCUCUGGGUGGACAUGUGGUUCUAUACGUUCUCGGUCGGGCUGUCAAAGUUUGUUAUACUGGGAUUCUACUGGAGAACCUUUUCGCUUUCCAUCACACGACAGCCUAUCAGGGUUCUCUUCGUAUGCUCUGCAGCCUGGAUCGUCGUCAGAGUGACGCUUAUAUCGACACAAUGCCAACCGAUCCAGAAAUUCUGGAACAGAGACGGAUACCCGCACUUUAUCCUUGAGAUCGCCAUCCUCCUCUGUCCGCUCAUUGAGAUUUGUCGGCUGCACAUUUCAACAGCACGUCAGUUUGCUGUAGCAGCUAUGUUUGCGUCUGGAUUGCUCGUUUGCGGCUCGGCACUCGGCACCAUUGUGCAUACUGCUGCACUGGACAGGAAAAACAACCAGGAUCUCACGUAUGACGGGCUCGACGACCAGAUAUGGGCAGUGUGCGAUGUUAACCUCGCAUCUUUUGCCACUUCCUUGCCCCUACUCCGCCCCAUCCUUCGUUCCUGCGGCGGUGUCCUCAGCGGUAUAAGAUCAGGCAGCGCGCCAUCUGCUCCCAGCACCUACUUCAAUACAAAUACAGUGCCUACUGUUGGGAGUGCCCCCAAGAAACGGCGGAAUCGUCCCUUGACAUUUACAAGCCUCGAUGCUGAAUCCGUGGCUGAGCUCGCGGGGGGAAAUGGAUAUGCUGGGCUUGAGGAGGUUGUGAGGGAUGCUGUAUAUGUACAAAGGGAGACGAGAGUUGAUGUUAGCAAUGUCUAG
Molecule: messenger RNA, 1014 nt
Organism: Exserohilum turcica Et28A
Lineage: Eukaryota; Fungi; Ascomycota; Dothideomycetes; Pleosporales; Pleosporaceae
Exons: 8
Coding region: 1-1014 (337 amino acids)
Source: RefSeq, a predicted model, not a curated record